UCGUAGAGUGGUUGUAAAGGCCUAGUGGGCGGGGCCCCGGAAGUCCUGGGAGGGUGGGACUUCCAAAGACAGAACUGACACUUCCUUAGAAUGAGGCCCCUUAUGGAAAAGCGUGAGGAGGGUCCCGGGCAGACUAAGGUCUACUCUCGGACUGGGCUGGCAGCAUAUGCAGAACCCAGGCCAAGGUGGUGUAAGGGCCCCUUAGCCGCUACCCCUUUGUGAUGAGUCCCCGAUUCUUGCUUAGGCUUGAGACGGUCUUUUCUCCUGGCACCCUGUGUUCAUGGCCUUGGCGUUCUGUCUCUGCAUGGCUGAAGCCAUCCUGCUCUUCUCGCCUGAGCACUCUCUGUUCUUCUUCUGCUCCCGGAAGACCCGGACCCGACUCCACUGGGCAGGGCAGACCAUGGCCAUCCUCUGUGCUCUCCUGGGCUUGGGCUUCAUUAUCUCCAGCAAGAUCCGCAGUGAGCUGUCCCAUCUGGCGUCCUGGCAUAGCUGGGCAGGAGCUCUGACACUGCUGGCCACCGGGGGACAAGCACUGUGUGGGCUUGGCCUCCUCUGUCCACGGGCAGCCCGGGUCUCAAGGGUGGCUCGCCUCAAGCUCUACCAUCUGACAUGUGGCCUGGUUGUCUACUUGAUGGCUACAGUCACCGUGCUCUUGGGCAUGUACUCAGUGUGGUUCCAGGCCCAGAUUAAAGGUGCAGCCUGGUACCUGUGCCUGGCACUACCGGUGUACCCGGCCCUGGUGAUCAUGCACCAGAUCUCCAGUGCCUACUUGCCAAGGAAGAAAGUGGAAAUGUGAAUGCCUCAGAACUCUGAACCUAGGUGAGAUUCUCUCCUUGGACUUCAGCAGUUCCUUGAUCUUCACGGGACCCACUUCAGAAGCAGACGAAGUUUUGCACUUCAUGGCUGAGCCACAGGGUGCAGAAACCCUAGCUGCUACUGCUGAGGGAUGAUCUGGUGGGCCCCAAUGGGGAAGUGUACUACUGGGUGCAAGUAGAGGGUUCUGGAGAACCUGAAGCCUCACUUUUGAUGGGAUACAGAAGCAUUAGGUGGUGGUGGUGGUGAUGGUGAUGGUGGUGAUGGUGAUUACUUAUGUGCCUGAUGAAGAGUUGAAUUCCUGUUGGUUAUGAAUGACAGUCACAGAUAUUGGGGUCCCUUUUGGAAAAGCAGUACUGUGGAGAGCCUGUGGUCUCUUAGGCUGUGUUGUACAAUGAACCUUAGACACGUUCCAUAUCUCAGGACCUCAGUUUCCCCAUCUGAAAGUCCCUUACCUUUAACAUUCAGUGUCUGGCAGAUGGUUGUCACUGAAUACCCUUUUAGCUCUAGACCAUGCGGACAGCUCAGGAUGUAAUUCUUUCAUCCAUUCUUCCUUGUACCCUUCAGAAAUCUGUGCUGACUUGACUCCUGAGCCAAGGAACAAGGGCCAUGAACUGUGGAAAGAAGGGGCCAAGGUGAGGGUCCCCUGGACAAUAAGAUAGUGAAGGCACUAAAGUCACUUUGAAGUUCUUUGGAGGAACAGGAGGGCAUUGGCCUUAGCCAAGCCCUGGACUCUUGGAUUCCUUAGCUCAGCUAAGGACUUCCUUCAGGCUACCUCUGGGUCUAGAUUGUAGAAUCUGGGUGUGCUCUUGACUUCAUUCUCAGGGCAGAGUAGUUCUGGGCCUCUUACACUUUGCUCUUAGGGCUUAGAGUAUUUACUUAGCACAUUGCUCCAGGGAACUAUUCUGAAGCUUUUAGAACAAAAUAAAAACCAGGGAGCGGGGCCCUCUUGAUCCAAGGAACAUCGUGUCUCCCUGGUUGCCCGUCUCUCCUUGUCAUUUAAGUUCUCUUUAGUUGUUGUCUCCUGCCAGCCCCUUGGCUUGAGAAUGGGAUGAUUUCAGUACCGACUGGGCUCUCUUCCCUGCCAAGAUACCUCCUUGGUCCGGCUGAGUUCCCCAGAGCAUCCUUGUUGGUGAGGGCUGGAUGUCAAACUAGUUAGCUGUGGUGAGGGUCUGUCCAGGAGACGGGCCCUCUGCAGAGCCUAAUAAGGACUGGAUACUGCUGACCCAGGAAAGGUAUCGUGCAGCUUCCCACCUGGGAGACAGAGCCCGGCAGAGACUCUGGGAGGCCUGCAGUAUAGGAGCUGGAGCUCCAGGUCCAGAGACAAAGGAAAAGUGUCUGUCGCAUGUCUCCGAUCCUCUGAAGAUUUAAGGCCUCUUCUCCAAGUGGCUCAGAAACAAGGUGGGUGGGAUUCCAUAGUUCAAGAAUGGGGACUGUAAGGCAGAAGUGUCCUCUCAGUGGACCUCACGAUGCUUUUCCUCAGGGAGAUAGCAUCUCUCAUAAGCUCCUCUAAAUACAGCUUACUGAACAGAGGCUCCUGCAGUGCCGAGGGGAACCAUUCUUGUCUUUUUCAAUGCCCUGUCUCCCUCUCAAGCUAUCCAAUGUGCUGUGAGCUUGGAAGGAAUGGUUACUGGGCCACAUGAAAGAGAUUCUCACUAGGGUCACUUUGAUGUACGGCUCCAUCUCCUCCCCUCAUCGAGGCCAGUGCUGGGGCCUCCCUAGGGUGGGCCAGGUAAGGUUCAGCAGCUUGUUCUCAGAGCGCAGAGGCAGUGCCGGAAAGCCUGAGCCUGCCUGAGGUGUCGCCUCCUCCCAGGUGGUGCGGGGGCUGGUGGGCGGGCGGGCAGGCGUGCUGACAGCCGGCAGUUUGCGUGGGCUGUGCCAUCUGAUGUCUAUUCCCAGCCCUGGGAGGAAGGGGAGUCAUUUAUAUUCUGCAGGAAGAAGGGACCCAGCUGUCGCUUCCUCUGACCAGUGGGCCCGGAGGGCAUCGGUGCAGAGCAGAGAGGACAUAGGUAGCAGUGGUCUCCUGCUUAGGGAUCUGACCACAGUAUAAGGAGUAGGUCACCAGGAUGGCUGGUAGGCCAGAUUUGGGGCGGGGGGAAUUCCCUCCCCUCCUGUCUUUCCAUUUCUCCAUCACCACCUGCCCUCACAUCCUGGGGCAGCAGCUGGACAACCAUUAGACCUCGGUGCCAGGGUGCUCUUCCUCCAGCUGGGAUCUGUGGCUGCCGGCUGCAUAUGUCUCCUGGCUGUGUGCUCUCUCUUCCCCCACCCCGGCUGCCCCUUCCUCUUUGUAUCUUCCAGUGUCUGGAUACUACCUGGGCUUCUCAGCAGCGAGGCAGGGACCGGAGGGGGGACACACAUGGCUGUCCUUUGCCAGGAUUCCUUGACUAGGGGAAGCUGCUAGUAGUCAGCCUGUUUUGCUUUUUAAAGUGGGGCGGGGGAUGACACCCAGGAUGCUCAAGAUUUAAAAGUCGCCCAUCAUUUGCACAAAUUUCCAUAUCGUGCUAAGUCCUGAUUCCAUAUUUGAUUGUGUUCCAAGCUUGAUUAUUCUCAGACUCAACUUUGAGGGCAUUAGAAAGAUAGUUUUGUAUCAGAUCCAAAUGGUAAUGGGCGUACUGCUCAGGUUUGGAGUCCUCUCAGGGGCCCCUUUGUUCCCGUACCCUCCCUUCUCUUGGAGUCCCAUUGGGGCUGGGGGUGGCAGCGAGUGAAUGACAGGAGCUCGGCACUGAGAACUCUUGCUUCCUUCUCUGGCUGUCAUCCCCAUCCAAGAGAGGCUGCUAUCACUUGCCAGCCUGUGCAUGCUCCCCCCCCCCCCAAGGCAGGCCACCCUUCCUCCAUGACACUGGCCUGCCCUGUCUCUCAUUGUCCCCACCUUUCCACCCCCAUGCAUGGCUGCCGUGGGUCUUGUUUUUCAAACCUCACUGUGGGAGAUCCAGGCAUCCCCCCUGAGCCAGCUGGCUGCUGUGCCAAGGCCUGUUCAGAGUUAAUAAUAAUCAUUAGCUGAAUGGUGCUGGGCCUUUCACUCCAGUCUCUAAGCACUUGCAGGCUGAGUCAGCCAGCCUUCACCUUCCCCCUCUUUCUGGGCUUUGGCAUGUAACAGCACGGGAAGACGCUGUGAGAGAGGGAGUCAGGGUUCUUGCUGCCUGGCCAUGCCUGAGGAUUGUCUCUGAGAGGAAGCAGUAAGGCCAAGGUACACAGAGAAUACAGUAUGCUCAACUGAGACCACCAUGGCUGUGGUAGCUGAUAACUCCAAACCUCUAGUACUCCUGUGUGCUUGCCUUGGCCUCUGUGGGGCAUUCUACCUGCAUGCCCUUAAGCAAGCUUAGAGAGCAAGAAAGUUUCCGGGUUAGUACUCCCCCCCCCCCAACACCCUUGUCUGUGACUGGCACAAAGAACCUGUAUGUCAUGAACUGAAAGGUGUGUCAGCCUGGACACCGGGAAAUCUGAUGUAGGAGUGUGUCAGCUCCUAACACUGGGUGGCAUAGGCAAACCAUUUGCUUUUCAUCCUACCUCACAGGGAUGUUGUGAGGGCCAGACAAGAGAACAAGGUUCAGAGCAUUAAACAAAUGGAAAGCGGA
This is a messenger RNA of Peromyscus maniculatus bairdii (prairie deer mouse), 4388 nucleotides long. It is a transcript of the gene Cyb561d1, whose product is annotated as cytochrome b561 family member D1. NCBI's taxonomy places the organism in Eukaryota, Metazoa, Chordata, Mammalia, Rodentia, Cricetidae. The record is from RefSeq and is a predicted model, not a curated record. Gene Ontology annotation, molecular function: transmembrane monodehydroascorbate reductase activity.